Messenger RNA from Octodon degus (degu), 1473 nucleotides. It is a transcript of the gene Rimkla, whose product is annotated as ribosomal modification protein rimK like family member A. NCBI's taxonomy places the organism in Eukaryota, Metazoa, Chordata, Mammalia, Rodentia, Octodontidae. Gene Ontology annotation, molecular function: ATP binding; ligase activity, forming carbon-nitrogen bonds; metal ion binding. The transcript is spliced from 5 exons. The record is from RefSeq and is a predicted model, not a curated record. Gene Ontology annotation, cellular component: cytoplasm. Bases 101 to 1276 code for a protein of 391 amino acids. Gene Ontology annotation, biological process: protein modification process.
GCGGGAGCGGAGCCGUGGCGCGCUCGCCCGACGCCCGCCCUGCGCACGGAGUGCCGGGGCCCCGAGGGUCCGCGCCGCGUAGGGCGCCGCCGCCGAGGCCAUGUGCUCCCAGGUCUGGCUCCUAACUGACCGGCGUCUCAGCGAGGAUUACCCGCAGGUGCAGAUUCUGCGCGCCCUCCGGCAGCGCUGCUCCGAGCAGGACGUGCGCUUCCGAGCGGUGUUCAUGGACCAGCUCGCCGUCACCGUGGUCGGCGGCCACCUCGGCCUCCAGCUGAACCAGAAGGCCCUGACCACCUUCCCAGACGUGGUGGUUGUGCGGGUGUCCACGCCCUCUGUGCAGUCGGACAGCGAUAUCACUGUCCUGAGGCACCUGGAGAAGCUGGGCUGCCGCUUGGUCAACAGCUCGCAGAGCAUCUUAAACUGCAUCAACAAAUUCUGGACAUUCCAAGAGCUGGCUGGACACGGGGUGCCCAUGCCAGACACCUUCUCCUAUGGUGGACACGAUGACUUUUCAAAAAUGAUUGACGAGGCUGAGCCCCUGGGCUACCCAGUGGUGGUGAAGAGCACUCGAGGCAACCAGGGAAAAGCUGUUUUUCUGGCAAGAGACAAACAUCACCUCUCAGACAUCUGCCAUUUGAUCCGCCACGAUGUGCCCUACCUGUUCCAGAAAUACGUGAAGGAGUCGCACGGGAAAGAUAUCCGGGUGGUGGUGGUUGGGGGCCAGGUGAUAGGCUCCAUGCUUCGCUGCUCCACAGAUGGGCGGAUGCAGAGCAACUGCUCUCUUGGUGGUGUGGGCGUCAUGUGCCCCCUGACAGAACAAGGCAAGCAGCUGGCUAUUCAGGUGUCCAACAUCCUGGGCAUGGACUUCUGUGGCAUUGAUCUUCUCAUCAUGGAUGACGGCUCCUUUGUGGUUUGUGAAGCAAAUGCCAACGUUGGCUUCCUAGCCUUCGACCAGGCAUGCAACUUAGACGUGGGCGGCAUCAUCGCAGACUAUUCCAUGUCCUUGCUGCCAAACAGGCAGACUGGGAAGAUGGCUGUCCUCCCAGGACUGUCAAGCCCCAGGGAGAAGAGCGAGCCAGAUGGUCGUGCCUCAGCUCAGGGGGUUGCGGAGAGCGUCUACCCCAUCAACAACGGGUCUACCUCUAGUGAGAGUGAGCCUGAACUGGGCGAGGUCCGAGAUUCCUCAGCGAACACAAUGGGGGGCCCACCCCCUGUGCUGCCUGAGCCUGGCUACAACAUUAACAACAGGAUUGCUUCAGAAUUAAAACUUAAGUGAAUUCCUGCUUUUUGGCAGCAUUUAAACCAAAUCCUACUGCUUCCCUAGUAGUUUCAUGUGAAUAAAAUCUGGACUAAUGUGAUUUCAUUUGCACAGGAACUAGAAAUCCCAUCUGGGCACUCAGCAUUCUUUCUAAUGAUGAUUUGAGCAAAUGGCCUAGCUUUGUUGUUUUUACAGAUGCUAAUGUAAAAACACUC